This is a messenger RNA of Portunus trituberculatus (swimming crab), 1822 nucleotides long. RefSeq names its product ubiquinone biosynthesis protein COQ4 homolog, mitochondrial-like (gene Coq4). The record is from RefSeq and is a predicted model, not a curated record. Gene Ontology annotation, biological process: ubiquinone biosynthetic process. Gene Ontology annotation, cellular component: mitochondrion; mitochondrial inner membrane. NCBI's taxonomy places the organism in Eukaryota, Metazoa, Arthropoda, Malacostraca, Decapoda, Portunidae. The coding region runs from base 165 to 1085 and encodes 306 amino acids. The transcript has 2 exons.
UAUCGUCAGCAACGGCGAGGAAGCGACCACAACAAACCUCACUGGCAAUGAUGUAACCACCGUCCACUCUGCAAGAAUACCACCACUGCUGCAGUACACUUAACACCAAAGCACCAUCGGCGGUGCUGCCCUCUAUGUGUGUCCCUAGUGGUGGCUAGACAAGGAUGCUGCGAUACUGGGGCGUAUCUCUACUGCGGCAGCGAGGAGGGAGCCGACACCUGGCGACCACCGCUGCCAGCAGCACACAAGCAACAGACACCUCGAGUCGGGAGAUACCAAUAACAAUCAAGGCAGACACAGCCACCAAGGACUCCAGCCAUGGCUCCAGCAAGGGGUCUGGGUUGUUGGGUAUAGGUGGUGGUCUUGGCUUCACUCCACCAGAGCAGGAGGAGGAGGAAGUCAAGGAACCUCCACUCUAUGACACCCACAUCAGAACAAACACCUUCCAGAGAGCCAUACUGACCUGUGGAGCAGCGGCAGCGGCACUGCUUGACCCGAGACGACACGACAUGGUGGCUGUGCUGGGUGAGACAACAGGAAACAAAGCCCUAAUUCGUCUGUACGCCCGCAUGAGUGACGAUCCCGAGGGCAGCCGGAUCUUGGUGGACAAGCCGAGGAUAAGCAGCUCUACUGUUGACUUGGAUGCUUUACGCGAACUCCCUGCGGACUCUUUAGGCCGCGCGUACAUUCGUUUCCUAGAGGACAAUAAGGUAACGCCAGACUCUCGGCUUCCAGUGCAGUUUGUGGAUGACCCAGAGUUGGCAUAUGUGAUGCAACGUUACCGGGAGGGACACGACCUCUUCCACACCAUACUGGGAAUGCCGACCAAUAUGCUGGGUGAGGUGGCGGUGAAGUGGGUGGAGGCCAUACAGACUGGGCUUCCAAUGUGCUAUGGUGGUGCUGUUUUUGGUCCUUUAAGAUUCCGGCCAAAGCAACGACAGAAAUAUGUAUCAACUUACCUCCCGUGGGCUAUCAGAGUUGGUCGUAAUGCAAGGCUGCUCAUGAACAUUUACUUUGAGGAGCGAUGGGAGCAGUCUGUUCAUGAUGUGAGGGCCGAGUUUGGUAUUGAGUCUCCCCCUGUCUAAUGUGGCAGGAAGGUAUUAGUGGUCUUGAGGGAAGUGAAGGAGAGGACAUGGGCGUAGGUUAUCAAUAAACACCUUUUGCCUUCCACUCAAUUUACAAUGAAUAAUUGUCCUUACAAGCUUCUGAAUAGCUGCUGUAAUAUCAUACCCAACAAGGUGCUUCAUGUAAUCUGUCUUGAUAAUAUGAGGUAUGAAGGCUUGGCUAUACCCAGACAUGUAUUGUAAGCCUUGCACUCGGUAAUCUAUUCAUUACUAUUUUGUAAAUAUAAAAAAUUGAAAUGCUCACCAUCUUGGGUUACUGCAGAAAAUAAUACAAUUCAACAAACUCUUUUUUUUUUCCUUAACCAUGUUGUGGCUUCCAUUUGGCUAGAAUUCAACACAACAAUUCAGGAGUCUCACUACAGUAUGAAUCUAAGAGCACCACACUGGAAGCCUUGGGCAGCACUGAUAUCUUUGGUGUCCUCAACUGGCAUAAUGAUUUUGCCAUGGCAUGGUAACACUAACACUUAUUUAACAGUGUCUUGCCUCACUGAUCUCUCAUUCUCAUAUUGCUAUGCACAUCAUGAAGGCCUAAGAUUCAAGUGAGGACAUGUUAAAAGUUUUUCCACAACUUCAAGCUGGUAUCAAAGUUCAUUGUUAUUUUGUAUAAAUCAGUUGCACUUAUUGUAAAGAGAUGUAAAUGAAAAAUCAAGAAUGUAUAUAAAGAGGUAAUAUAUUUCUAAAUACAAAUGUCAUUGUAA